Molecule: messenger RNA, 5530 nt
Organism: Harpegnathos saltator (Jerdon's jumping ant)
Lineage: Eukaryota; Metazoa; Arthropoda; Insecta; Hymenoptera; Formicidae
Product: guanylate cyclase 32E
Exons: 24
Coding region: 708-4577 (1289 amino acids)
Biological process (GO): protein phosphorylation; cGMP biosynthetic process; intracellular signal transduction
Cellular component (GO): plasma membrane
Molecular function (GO): protein kinase activity; ATP binding; peptide receptor activity
Source: RefSeq, a predicted model, not a curated record
UCACUCACUCGCUAUCUCUCCGUCCCUCCGUCUGCCGCGCACGACGUAACGCAGAGCCGUCAGUUAGAGCAAAAAAACGCGGACCGGAUUAGUCAACCGUAAUUAGCGUCACGAGUUUUGCACGCCGACGGGCACGCUGUCAAAACGUCGGCCCGGGGGAAGCCCGGCCGCGCGAUCGCUAACAACUCGUUGCAUUGCGUUGCGCGCUCCUCCGCUUUCGCAACAAAAUGUAAAUCGGAGUAAAAAUUCUGCCGCGUCACCCCGCGGGCAAGUUUCUCUGUUCUGUCGGCUUAACCCUCGAGCUCCCGUGACUUUCGGUGUGUAAACAAGCGAACGCGCCCGGUCGUUCUAUUGUGAACGCGCGCACGUUCGUUUUGCUCGUUCGCUGCUCGCUCGCGUCCGGUCGAAAUAGAUACCCACUUUCAUUAGAUAAACGUGUUACCGGGCGUUCACGCACGCCGCUAGAGUGACGCGAAUCCAGAUGCAAAACGAUCCCGACGUUGCCUGCCAAACAGUUCUCUCGAGCAUUAGAUACCGGUAACAUCAGUCUCGAGUGGGAUUGCUGAGGAUAAAAGAAACAGUGAAAAAUUCCAUUUCGCGGAGCUCCGGCGCCGGAAUUCUCACCGACACACACGCACGUGCGACAAGUUUUCGCUGAUUCGGUUUUCGGUGGAUCUGCUGCCAAAGGUGAAGCUUCGCAGCUGGGUAUGCUACUGGCAAAUGUGAAAAGGGCGUGUCUGCUUCUGACGGCGAUCCACGUUUUGCUCGUCGAUAAGAACGCCGAUGCGGAGACCUUCACUUUGGGAUACAUCACCGGCUCCAAGCGACGUCCAGACGACUUCGAGUACCAGCGGCCGGGCUUCCGCAUCUCCGGGGCUAUGACUCUCGCCGUGGAGGAGGUAAACGCCGGCGAGCUUGGUAGACGCGGCCACAAGCUCGAUUUUGUGGUGGCGGAAACUUACGGCGAGGAGGAGACCAGCAUUUUGAACACGGCGGUUCUCUGGAAAAGAAACAUCAGCGCUUAUAUCGGGCCGCAGGAGACGUGCAUUCACGAGGGCAGAAUGGCGGCCGCAUUCAACAUCCCGAUGAUAUCCUAUUUUUGCACGCAUCGCGAGACGUCGAACAAAAAGAAAUACCCGACAUUCGCGAGAACACGGCCGCCCGACACACAAAUCUCAAAAUCCGUCGUCUCGGUGCUGAAGGCGUUUAAUUGGACCAAAGUGACUUUCAUGUACAUGAACUCGACCGUGUACGAAUUCAACCGAAUGUCAACGGUCGCGACGACGAUCUUAGCGUCCUUCGAAGCGGCUGGCAUUAGUCUGAAUCAUCUACGUUGCUGGGAAGAGCCGUAUUAUGCGACGCACAUGGAGAAUCCAUUCCAUAAGCAUGUUAAGGAAACGUACGCGGACACGCGGAUUUACGUAAUACUCGGCCAACAUUAUGAGCACAUGGGUCUGUUGAUGGCUCUGGACGAAAAGAAUCUUUUGGAAAAAGGCGAAUAUUGGGUUGUCGGUGUCGACAUCAAGCAAUACGACGAGGAGCGACCUGACAAAUAUGUCCGUGGACACUGGCAGCGGAACACGAAUCUAUCGAUGAAGGCGUACCGUAACUUUUUCAGUAUUGUCGCAUCAACUCCGAUCGACAUUAUGAACUUUACGCGGCGGGUCAACGAGUACAGGCAGAAACCGCCGUUCAAUUUUACAAACCCGUUGGAGAAAAUGGGAGGAAUAGUUCAGAUUGUGCCGGAGACGGCGUACCUGUACGACGCGGUGCACCUUUACGCGAGAUCGCUGCUGCACGCCCUGGACGAGAAGCGGGACCCACGGAACGGCCGGGAGAUGGUGUCGGCGCUGCACGGGGUUCAUUAUCAGAGCGCGAGGGGAUACAUGGUGUACAUGGAUGAGAAUGGAGACGCCGAAGGCAAUUACACGCUGAUUGCAUUGGACGACAGACCCACGAGGGGGUGCGGGCUUUAUCCGAUAGCGUACUUCGUCGGGAAAGAGCAGGGCACAAAUUUACCGAAGCUGCGAUUGACCAAGCAGAUAUCAUGGGUUGGGAACGGACCGCCGGUCGCGGAGCCUUACUGCGGGUAUCACGGUGGAAAGUGCAAAUCUCAUACCGGCGAGAUCGUGGGAGGCAUCGUCGGCGGAUUGGCGUUCAUUAUCACGGCGGUUGUUUUGAUCCUCUACAGAAACUGGAAGUACGAACAAGAAUUGGAUUCCUUACUCUGGAAGGUGAACUACAAGGACAUCCAGAUUAAGGAGCAGAAGAAGGACGAAGCGGCGGGAGCCAACGAGGCGCCUGCCAAAUGCAAUUCCAAGCCGCCAACAGCACAACCCAUAGUGCGAACCAGCCAAGUCUCAUUGAGUUCGAAUCCCGACGCGGACUUCCGAUACUCCAUGAUUUACACGCAAAUUGGCGUAUACAAAGGACGGAUAUUCGCCGUGAAGAAAGUCAGGAAGAAAUCGAUCGAGAUCACGCGGGAAAUGAAAAAAGAACUGAAAAUGAUGCGCGAUUUACGGCAUGACAACCUCAUCUCCUUCAUUGGUGCAUGCACCGACCCACCCAAUAUCUGCAUCGUCGUUGAGUACAGCGCUCGUGGUAGCCUCAAGGACAUACUUGAGAACGAAGACAUAAAACUCGAUAAUAUGUUCAUGGCGUCCCUCGUCGGCGACAUCAUUAGAGGUAUGAUCUAUCUGCACGAGUCGGUCAUAAAGUACCACGGAUCGCUGAGCACAUCGAACUGCCUGGUGGAUUCGCGGUGGGUCGUAAAGCUGGCGGAUUUCGGUCUCCACGAAUUCAAGCGCGACGCGGAAUGCGAUCCCAGCGACGUCAUAAAAAAAUAUCACGGAUUACUAUACAAGGCGCCCGAGUUAUUGCGCUCCAACGGUCUCAGUGAGCCAAGCGCUCGUGAUUUUCAAAAAGGAGAUGUCUACUCGUUCGCCAUAGUGCUGUACGAGCUGCAAGGCAGGCACGGGCCCUUCGGCGUCACGCAACUGUCAGCGGCCGAGAUACUGAAGAAAGUAAUCGCGAAAGAUCCUGAAACAUCAGCAUUUAGACCGCCUCUGGAGCAACUGGAGAACACGUUUGAUUUCGUUCGCGACUGCUUGCUGGAGUGCUGGGCGGAAAAUCCGGACUACCGGCCGGAUUUCAAAAUUAUUAGGAACAAAUUGAGACCGCUGCGGAAGGGCAUGAAAGCGAACAUCUUCGACAAUAUGAUGUCGUUAAUGGAACAAUACGCGAAUAAUCUCGAAGCUCUCGUCGAUGAGCGCACGGAUCAGUUGACCGAAGAGAAGAAGAAAACAGACGCGUUGCUGUACGAAAUGUUACCGCGUUACGUGGCCGAGCAAUUAAAAAAGGGACACAAAGUGGAGGCUGAAAGUUUCGAUUGCGUUACCAUCUACUUCAGUGAUAUUGUCGGUUUCACGUCCAUGUCUGCGGAGAGUACACCGUUACAGGUAGUGGAUUUUCUCAACGAUCUGUACACGUGCUUCGACUCGACGAUACAAAAUUAUGACGUCUACAAAGUCGAAACUAUUGGAGACGCUUACAUGGUGGUGAGCGGACUGCCGAUAAGAAACGGCAUUCAACAUGCUGGAGAAAUAGCGAGCAUGUCGUUGUGCCUUUUGGACGCGAUUAAGCAGUUCGCCAUCCGCCACCGGCCACACGAUAAACUGCAACUUCGAAUAGGAAUACAUUCCGGUCCAGUGUGCGCUGGCGUUGUCGGGCUAAAAAUGCCGCGUUAUUGUUUGUUUGGGGACACGGUGAAUACAGCCAGCCGCAUGGAGUCGACAGGAUUACCGCUGAAAAUCCACUGUAGUAGCGAAACGAAACAGCUACUAGACAAGUUAGGAGGAUUCACCCUAGUCGAACGUGGGGUAGUUUCCAUGAAAGGGAAAGGCGAGCGCUUGACGUACUGGUUAAUCGGCGAGGACCCGAUUCUACGUAGCACGCGUAGCGAAGAAAGAGCAAGCAAACGUAAUAGCAGCAAAAAAAACAGCAUGACCGACCAGCUAGUUCCACGCAGCUCCCUGAAGAACAAAUCCCUGGUCAGGUCGACGUAUAUGCGUUGCUCCAGCGAGUCGCCGAAGCGGCUGCGAUUCGCCAGCUCGGACCAGCUCGACCAGAAGAGCUCGAGGGUGAGCAACCAGCUGGAGUCGAUCGUCGACAACAGUCCCUGCAAAACGAAGACCUCGUGCGCGAUACGAUCAUCCUGCAUGGAGAGCUGGAGAUCGUCCAGCAAUUCUUGCCCCUGCGUCGAGAAGCUGUGCGACCAAGAGGCGCAGCCGGACCUGCUGCGGCGCCAGCUACCAUCAGACAUGAAGAACACGCCAUCGCUGCGCACGAAUUUGAUAUUCGGCAACGAGUCGUGCCUGCCGCGCAGCAGCGCGAAAAAUCUGCACCUCGGCGCGCCCGGCUUGCUUCAAGUCACCUGCAGAUCCGCACCGAGCAGUCCCCGGCACAGUGCGACGGUGCUGAACGCCCAGAAGAGAGCGGCACAGUCCAACGAGGAGAUCGACGGAUGGGACGUAAUGACGCCGUUGAUUUAUUAUCCCGCCGGUCACCUGGAUAACUGAACGAGUAGUCCAGUGAGCAGGCUCGAUCAAUCGGAAUCCUUCGCGGGAUACGGACGAAUUCUCGUCGUUGAAUGGUCGCGUCGAGCGACUUGAAGCAAGAACCGCAUUACCCUGGCGGAAACGCAGCGAAGAUACAUCCGCACGGCUGCGCGUGCGAACGUGAAAGAGGCGUCUCUGCAGGAACAGCUUGACAAUCGGUAAAGUUCCGUGAACGCGACAUCGCGCGGACUCGAAUAUCGAUUGAGCGUCGUAAUCUCGUGCGUCGUGCGACGCACUUUCGAACGGCGAGACUUUUCGAUCUCUCGCUCGCAGUAACACGACGCGGUACCAAAGCGGACUAUACGUACAAACGAGAUAUAUUAUAUCUCACACAUAUACGUGCGUCAACGUAUUCGUAGCUAAUUCUCUCUCUCUCUCUCUCUCUCUCUCUCUCUCUCUCUCUCUCUCUUUCCCUCUAUCUUUCUCUCUUUUUAUCUCUCUUUCUAUCUAUAUGUCUAUCUAUCUAUUUAUUUCUCUCUUUCUUGUUCUCCCUUUCCCCUCCCUCAUGCAGAAACGUCAGUACGUAAAAAUAGCAUAUUCCUUAUAUUAGCGUAGACGAACGUAAAAGGCUCGUGCUUCUUAUGCUAAGCAAGCGUCUAGUCAGUGAUAAUUUAAGCGCCACGUUCACGUUGUCUCUUGCAUUUCCGUGCGCCGUCGAAUGUCACUUCCCGGCGUGAAGAGCUAAGCCAUCUGUAAACAUUGCGUGUGGAUUCGCGAGUCACCGUCGACAGCGAGACGAUGAAAGUAUUAUUAAUAUUCUUACACAAAUUUUUCAGAGGUCUUUUAACGAACAAACGAUGCGUAUAAUCUGAGAGGAGGAGAUAGAUGUACUUACGCGACACGUUUUCUUCGUCCCCAUUUUCUCUCCUUGAAGAAAUGUAUAUCAAUAAAAUAUGGAUGAAUAAAAACGUCUU